Auanema sp. JU1783 is the source of this 1371-nucleotide messenger RNA. The record is from the annotation of a GenBank genome assembly. Lineage: Eukaryota; Metazoa; Nematoda; Chromadorea; Rhabditida; Rhabditidae.
AUGAUGCGGUUUAUAAUUUAUUUGCUAUUUCUAUUUUAUCAUCAAACAACGGCAGGGUUUCUCAGAAUGAAAUGUGGUCCCGUAAUUCUUAACGGUGAUAGUCUACGAGUUGUUGAGCCUGGCAAAGCUGUACCUAAGCAUUACUUACCAUGGCCGGGAGAUAUUUGUGACUCAGAAGAACCAGAAGUUGCUAGUUACUUCUUAUGUAUUGAUUGUGAAACGAAAUGUCCAAAGGAGAGAUUUAGUCGACUUUCUGAUAUUCAUUUGAUCAUCUCACCUACUCCCAUACAUGAAGCCAAAACAUCUUGGUUCAAAUAUGAUAAUGAGGCAAUUGAUCCGAAAGAUAAUUGCAGCAUAGUUGAGAUUACUGGCGAUACGGAACAAUCAUCUACAGAUGCAUUGAAAAGCUUUUCUAAGACUUCCGUUUUAUUUGUUUCCAUCAGUUUCAUCAUUCUCAUGGUUAUUUCAUUAGCCUGGCUUGUCUUCUAUUACGUUCAACGUUUUCGAUAUGCUCAUGCCAAAGAUCGACUUCAGCGUCGGCUAUUCAAUGCUGCUCGUAAAGCUCUUGCACGCAUUCCAACCAGAGCUCUGAAACCUGGAGAUAUAGAACUAGAUACGGAUUGCGCUGUUUGCAUUGAUCCAUAUCAGACAGCUGAUGUUGUUCGAACUUUACCGUGCAGACAUGUUUAUCAUAAGUCUUGCAUAGAUCCCUGGCUAUUAGAACAUCGUACGUGCCCUAUGUGCAAAGCUGACAUUUUAAAAUAUUUUGGUUAUCAAGUAAAUUCAAAUGGCGAUCCAACGCGUGUGGAAAUCGAAAGGGAUGUACAUGAUGCUGAAUCGCCUGAACCUCCUAGCUCAUCAAUAUCAGAGUCAGGCUUUGCUACAUUCCAGCCGGCUCGGGAACAGGACAGUUAUCACUAUAGCCCAGCUCCAUCUCCUCAACUAGUUAUGAGCUCUGCUAGUGCAAAAUCCUUUGCUAUUGUUCCCAUAACAGUUCAUUCAAAACCUUCAUCUCAAUCUCCUGAAGAUGAACUGACAACGAUUGUUGUCCAACCUAAUUCUGCGACAAUAAGUUCAACGGCGUCAACUGGGACAACAACAUCCUCUUUAUCAAGAAGCGAUCGCAAUUCCUCCUCCAGCUAUGUUGAAGUGACGUCUUUGAGCAGCAAUGGUAGCACAAACAGUUCUACUACUACUAUAGUUCGACCACAGACAGCAAGGGCUGGAAGUCAAGGACAGAUUGUGAAUAUAGUCCAAGUAAGAGCUCGAACACCUAGUUGCCCACGUGUUGUGACAGUACGCAAGCCUGAUCGUGGAAUUCAACUAGCUCCUGUGGAUAAUACCUCUCUCAAUAAUGCGGAUACAGCUUGA